CUAAGGAACCAUUCCACCCAACGUACGACCGGCAAAACAUUUAACAUUUCCAAUCCUUUCCAAUCAGUUACUAAUGAACCCGUCUGCGCGCCUUGCCCUGCCCGCCCUCGAAUGAUCCUGCCAUCUGACCUUCUUGGCCACUGAGAACAUCCGGAUCUUCAGCGACUCGGGCCAUUCAUUGUCCAUUCUGCAAUUUAUAUCAGACGAAAUCUCUCCGUCGUGGAUCUCACAGUCUCUGUGUGUAUAUAGAGCAGGAUAGACAUCUCACUCGAUUAAUACCCCGCAUUACCCCUCCUCCCCUCUUAUAUUUCUAUAUUUCUGUCUCUACAUCUCCCUCUUCUUUCCCUCGACCAUCAUCUAUCUCCAUUCUUCCAUUCUUCGAACACUUCGAGAGAGCGCGCAGCACAAUCCCGCCAAGAUGGACCCAACAAAAGUCAAGAUCCCUCCUAUGAAGGACCUGAACAUCGACAAUAUCACCGAGAACACCAUCACCAUAAACUCCCAAGGAGAUGAUCCCCGCCUCACAUACCUCAUGGAACGACUAGUUACGCAUCUCCACAACUUCGCGCGGGAAACCAGAUUAAGCACCAAGGAAUGGAUGACUGCUCUCAACUUCCUGGUCAAGGUAGGCCAGAUCACUACCGACGUGAGACAUGAAUACAUCCUCCUCUCCGACAUCCUCGGACUCAGUCUCCUAGUCGACGCCAUCGACCACCCCAAAUUGCCCGGAACCACCGAAGGAUCAGUGCUCGGGCCCUUCCACACGCACGAAGCCGAAGAGAUCAGCUCCGGCUCGGGCAUGUCCUCGGACCCUCAAGGCGAGCCCUGCAUCGUAGUCUGCACGGUCAAAGACCCCGCCGGGAACCCGAUCGAAGGCGUGAAAGUCGACAUCUGGGAGACGGAUUCCACGGGCCAUUACGAUGUGCAGCAUGCGGACCGGACGGGGCCCGAUGGCCGAUGUAUCAUGAAGUCGGACAAGAAUGGCGAGUUCUGGUUCAAGGCCAUCGUCCCUGUGCCGUAUCCCAUUCCGCAUGAUGGACCUGUGGGUCAGCUGUUGAAGUUGUUGAAGAGACAUCCUUGGAGACCCGCGCAUAUGCAUUUUAUGUUCGAGAAGGAGGGCUGGGAUCAUUUGAUUACGGCGCUCUACCUCCGCGGCGACCCCUACGAAACCUCCGACGCAGUCUUCGGCGUCAAAAACUCCCUAAUCGUCGAGUUCGUGCCCGCGCCCGCCGACAUCGCCGCCAAAUACGGCGUCCCCGAAGGCACCAAAUACCUAAAACAUGAUUUCGUGCUCGUGAGCGAUAAAGAGACGGAGAAGCUGCGUGAUGAUAAUGCGUUGAAGGCCAUGCAGCAGUUGGGCAGGAAGGUGAAAUUAUUGAAUCACUUGCCCGUGCCGGAUGUUGAUUAG
Messenger RNA from Amorphotheca resinae ATCC 22711, 1408 nucleotides. RefSeq lists its product as hypothetical. Gene Ontology annotation, molecular function: ferric iron binding; catechol 1,2-dioxygenase activity. NCBI's taxonomy places the organism in Eukaryota, Fungi, Ascomycota, Leotiomycetes, Helotiales, Amorphothecaceae. The record is from RefSeq and is a predicted model, not a curated record. The transcript has 4 exons. The coding region runs from base 419 to 1408 and encodes 329 amino acids. Gene Ontology annotation, biological process: catechol-containing compound metabolic process.